AUGAAGAGCAAGCUCAACGCCUACCAGAUGGGUGCCUGGACCACGGCCACGCAGUACCAGCUUCUGCACAGCUUGGCGCUCCUCUACACUGUCGGCCUUCCUCAAACCGGUCCGGUGGUCGCAGCAGGCUACGCAUUUGCUACGGGCAUCACCUUCUUCAGCGGCUCGAUCUACGGACUUUGCCUCACCAAGCCCGACAACCCGAUCCGAAAGGUGCUCGGUCCCAUCACUCCCAUCGGUGGCCUGUCGAUGAUCGCCGGUUGGCUCUUCCUAGCCUAUGCCAAGCGACCACGCUCACUCCGCUGA
Pseudozyma hubeiensis SY62 is the source of this 306-nucleotide messenger RNA. RefSeq lists its product as hypothetical. The transcript is spliced from 2 exons. Lineage: Eukaryota; Fungi; Basidiomycota; Ustilaginomycetes; Ustilaginales; Ustilaginaceae. The record is from RefSeq and is a predicted model, not a curated record. The coding region runs from base 1 to 306 and encodes 101 amino acids.